AUGAGCAUUUGCAGAUGGGAAAGUUGUACAAGCACCGGUAACAACACACACAGUACAGGCGCCAGCAGUAGAUCUACUAGUAGUGCCAGCAAGAACAGCAGUUCCUCACCCAACAACAACAAGUUACCCAAACGCCCCACUCGCCGUGGCCAUGAUCUUCCCAUGCGCUUGCCUUGUCGAACUUGCUCUCAAGAAGAUCUAGAAGAAAUCAUGUUGCUGCCAAAGUUGGAACUCUGGAGUCGCAGUACUAGCAAACAACGAGGAGGACCAGCUAGCACUGGUACUACUAUGCAUAGCAGUACAAGUGACAGAGGACCCACCAUGAGCAGUCGCAAACACCAUCAAAAAAGUCAGACCAAGAAGAGCAACCGACGCUCUAGAACCAGAAGUCCUCCCAUUCAAACUAAAAAGAGACAAAUCUACAGCAAAAUGGCAUGA
This is a messenger RNA of Seminavis robusta, 438 nucleotides long. The record is from the annotation of a GenBank genome assembly. NCBI's taxonomy places the organism in Eukaryota, Bacillariophyta, Bacillariophyceae, Naviculales, Naviculaceae.